Molecule: messenger RNA, 1128 nt
Organism: Necator americanus (New World hookworm)
Lineage: Eukaryota; Metazoa; Nematoda; Chromadorea; Rhabditida; Ancylostomatidae
Exons: 8
Coding region: 1-1128 (375 amino acids)
Biological process (GO): isoprenoid biosynthetic process; isopentenyl diphosphate biosynthetic process, mevalonate pathway
Cellular component (GO): cytosol
Molecular function (GO): diphosphomevalonate decarboxylase activity; ATP binding
Source: RefSeq, a predicted model, not a curated record
AUGGAUUGUUAUUUUGAUGAGCAGCGAGCUGUGGAAGUUGAAGUACCCAUCAAUAUAGCUUUGAUUAAGUACUGGGGAAAAAGAAAUGAGGAUCUCAUCCUCCCCCUCAAUAGUUCACUUUCUCUUAACAUUGAUGGCCUUGUCGCCCGCACACGUUUACGAUGUUCUUCGAAGAUUUCGGAUUCUGUCACAGUCAACAACACUUCAGUGGAUUUAGAAAAGAGCAAACGAUUUCGAAAAUGUUUCGAUUACGCUCGUCAGCUUAUACGAGGGCGAUCUUGUCAUGAAAAUACGGGUCCCCACUUGGAGACGGAGUAUGGGUUUGAGGUUUCAUCCACCACAAACUUCCCUGUUGGUGCAGGUCUAGCAUCUUCUGCUGCUGGCUUCGCAGCAAUUGCUGUUUCUAUAGGAGAGCUAUUCGAUCUAUCAAUGGUGGAUGUUUCUUCGCUGGCAAGAAUAGGCUCCGGUAGCGCAUGCCGUAGCGUCUUUGGAGGAUUAGUGGAAUGGUACUCCGGCAGUGAUCAGUCUGGAAGCGAUUGUGUAGUCAAACAAGUUUUUCCCGAAAAUUGGUGGCCAGAACUACGUGCACUUAUUGUUGUAUUGGAUCCCACUGAAAAAGAAGUUGGAAGUAGCAUUGGAAUGCGCAGAUCAGUAGAAACAAGUGAAUUACUGAAACAUAGGAUCAACGAGGUUGUUCCAAAGCGAAUUGAAAGGUUGAAAGUGGCGUUUCAGUCCCGCGAUUUUGAUGAGUUUGCACGUAUUACUAUGGCAGACAGCAAUCAACUGCAUGCAAUUUGUCUUGAUACGUGCCCUCCUCUUAAGUAUAUGUCUGAUGCUUCGUGGUAUGUAGUCCGCGCCGUGAAUGAAUUCAACUCCGGCAAUCGAAGACGUGCAGCCUAUAGCUUCGAUGCUGGUCCUAAUGCAUGUAUUUUUGUAGAAAAUAAUAAUGUAGUCGGUUUUCUCCAGCAACUUUGUCGAUACUUUAAAUUCCCCCCGAAAGUUAUUUUCAAUCUUGAAUCAAUUGAAGAUCACUUUGAAAUUCCACAAGAUGUCAAUCCUAGCACUUCCUUUGCUAUAAGAGAUAUAAUUGUCAGUGAGGUUGGAGGUUCACCAAGGAUUAUUACAUAA